AUGACAGUCUUUGGGAAACUUCUCGAGGAAGGCUAUACCGAGGAGAGACAUCUCGCAGAGAAGCUAAGAGCAAAAUACGACUUGGCGUAUGAUUUCAACAUUCGGUCCGCAGAUGGCGACUGGAUGAGCCUCCCAGCUCAUCUCAUUGUGCUGGCAGCCCAUGGCGGGCUCAUCCCGAUAGACCAUAUAAAGUACCUUUGGAACUCAAGCCUGCUCCGCGCUUCCCACGGCAUGCCCUGUCACCAACUCACGGCCUUCAUCCUCGAACAGUAUCCCGACUACAAAAACCUACUCUUAGGACCUGAUAGCCGCAACCCCUGGCACGUAGCAGCGUAUUGGGCCAACAACACCGCCAUCCAAAUGAUGCGCUCGCAUAUCCGGCGCAAGUACCCGCGUGAAAAGGAGCCCAUCAACGAGCGAGCGACCGGCAACACGCCCCUGGAUUAUGCUACGAUGGGAGUGCGCAAGAACGAGAUUGCAGGUGAACGAUCCGAAGGCAUGGCACUCGACAAGUCCCUCGCCCGACAAGUACGCGCCUCUGCGGUGGAAUGUUACAAGAGCCUCAGGGAGGCUGGGGCGUUACACAACUGGGAGCUUCUUGGGAAUACAAUCACGUCAGUCUCUCACGUUGGGCUAGUUCCUUGA
This is a messenger RNA of Parascedosporium putredinis, 645 nucleotides long. Lineage: Eukaryota; Fungi; Ascomycota; Sordariomycetes; Microascales; Microascaceae. The record is from the annotation of a GenBank genome assembly.